Molecule: messenger RNA, 2463 nt
Organism: Pseudonaja textilis
Lineage: Eukaryota; Metazoa; Chordata; Lepidosauria; Squamata; Elapidae
Gene: LRRC4
Product: leucine rich repeat containing 4
Biological process (GO): modulation of chemical synaptic transmission; excitatory synapse assembly; synaptic membrane adhesion
Cellular component (GO): glutamatergic synapse; plasma membrane; postsynaptic density membrane
Molecular function (GO): protein binding
Source: RefSeq, a predicted model, not a curated record
GGGCUAAGGCGGGAGGGCGGCGCGCCCCGCCGUCGGCUCCGAGUCCCCCGCGAUGGUGAAGAAUGCUGGCGCCGCACCAUGAAGCUCCUGCGGCAGGCUCCUCCGCAGCCCGCCCGGAACGCCGCCCCGCUCGCCUGCCUCGCCUGCCUCGUGGCGCAAGCGUGGCUGCUGGCGUGCGCCGUGGCGGCCAGGCCCGGGCCGCAGAGCUGCCCCUCGGUCUGCUCCUGCAGUAGCCAGCUGAGCAAGGUGGUGUGCACGCGGCGCGGGCUGGCCGAGGUGCCCCCGGGCAUCCCCUCCGGCACCCGCUACCUGAACCUGAUGGAGAACAGCAUCAAGGUGAUCCAGGCGGACACCUUCCGCCACCUGCACCACCUGGAGGUGCUCCAGCUGGGGCGCAACGCCAUCCGGCAGAUCGAGGUGGGGGCCUUCAACGGGCUGGCCAGCCUCAACACCCUGGAGCUCUUCGACAACUGGCUGACGGUGGUGCCCAGCGGGGCCUUCGAAUACCUCUCCAAGCUGCGGGAGCUCUGGCUGCGCAACAACCCCAUCGAGAGCAUCUCGUCCUACGCCUUCAACCGCGUCCCCUCCCUCAUGCGCCUGGACCUGGGCGAGCUCAAGAAGCUCAAGUACAUCUCCGAGGGGGCCUUCGAGGGGCUCUACAACCUGAAGUACCUGAACCUGGGCAUGUGCGCCAUCCGGGAGAUGCCCAACCUCUCCCCCCUGGUGGGGCUGGAGGAACUGGAGAUGUCCGGCAACACCUUCCCGGCCAUUAAGCCGGGGGCCUUCCACGGACUGAAGUCGCUCAAGAAGCUGUGGAUUAUGAGUGCCCAGAUCAGCGUCAUCGAGCGCAACGCCUUCGACGACCUGACGGCGCUGGUGGAGCUCAACCUGGCCCACAACAACCUCACCUCUCUGCCCCACGACCUCUUUGCCCCGCUGAGGUACCUGGUGGAGCUGCACUUGCACCACAACCCCUGGGACUGCGACUGCGACAUCUUGUGGCUGUCUUGGUGGCUCCGGGAAUACAUCCCCACCAACUCCUCUUGCUGCGGGCGCUGCCAUGCCCCCACGCACAUGCGGGGCAAGUUCCUGGUGGAGGUGGACCAGACAGCCUUCCAGUGCUCGGCCCCCUUCAUCCUGGACGCCCCUCGGGACCUCAACAUCUCGGAGGGGAGGGUGGCCGAGCUCAAGUGCCGGACCCCCGCCAUGUCCUCCGUGCGGUGGCUGCUGCCCAACGGGACGGUGCUGAGCCACGCCUCCAAUCACCCACGAAUCUCCGUCCUCAACGACGGCACCCUGAACUUCUCCCAGGUCCUCCUGACGGACACAGGCACAUACACGUGCAUGGUGACCAACGUGGCAGGGCACUCCAACGCCUCGGCCUACCUCAACGUGAGCACGGCGGAGCUCAACACGUCCAACUACAGCUUCUUCACCACCGUCACGGUAGAGACCACCGAGACGUCACCCGAGAACCUCUUCCCCAAGCUCACCAAGCCGGUGCCCACCACCUCCACGGGCUACCAGCCGGCCUACACCACCACCACCACCGUGCUCGUCCGGACGACCAAGACGCCCAGGCAGGACGCCGCCCUGGACGGCAGCGACAAGACGCAGACCAGCCUGGACGAGGUGAUGAGGACCACCAAGAUCAUCAUCGGCUGCUUCGUGGCCGUGACCCUCCUGGCGGCGGCCAUGCUGGUUGCCUUUUACAAACUCCGCAAGCGCCACCAGCAGAGGAGUACGGUGGGGGCCGCCAGGACCGUGGAAAUCAUACAGGUGGACGAAGACAUUCCGGCGUCUUCGGCGGCGGCAGCGCCCACCACCGGCGCCACCGCCACCCCUUCGACCGCGUCCGGCAUGUCAGGUGAGGGGGCAGUUGUGCUGCCGGCUAUUCAUGACCACUACAACACUUACAAACCCUCCCAGGGGGCCCACUGGACCGAAAACUGCUUGGGGAACUCCCUGCACCCCGCGGUCACGACCAUUGCCGAGCCGUAUAUCAUACAGACCCACCCCAAGGAGAAAGUGCAGGAAACCCAGAUCUGACUCCUUCCCUCCGGCCCCCCCUCCCCUGCCAUGACUAACUCAAUGCAAUAGGAUGCACAACAGACAACACCAACUUUCAUGCCCAGAGGGAGGAGGGCAGCCCCCCCGCCCCCCCUCCGCUCCCGUAUGUGCUUCUAUCCUUAAGUCUCCGGCCGACAGAAGCAGCGGAUUCUGUUCGAGUGUAAAACAAAAAAAAAAGGCUCUUUUCUAACUUGUGAGCUGGAUUGGGAAGGAAGCGUAACUCCGGGUCCCUCGACCCCCCCCUCCCCCUCCCCCCAGGGACAGAGGCACAGAUCCCCACGGAGGGUUUUCGGCAUCAGACCUAUUUAAAGCAGAACCGUAAGCCGCCCUGCUUGCUCCCAAAGACAGUGGCUGGCGGAGAAGAGAAAGCAGAACCUUUCAAAACCAAGGAAC